Messenger RNA from Fomitiporia mediterranea MF3/22, 405 nucleotides. Its product is annotated as CMD-domain-containing protein. NCBI's taxonomy places the organism in Eukaryota, Fungi, Basidiomycota, Agaricomycetes, Hymenochaetales, Hymenochaetaceae. The transcript is spliced from 4 exons. The record is from RefSeq and is a predicted model, not a curated record. Bases 1 to 405 code for a protein of 134 amino acids. Gene Ontology annotation, molecular function: peroxiredoxin activity.
AUGCCGACGAAUGAAGAAGUCCGAAAAUUCCUUUAUGAUGAGGGUAUCAAACAACGCAGGAAGGUGCUAGGAGAUGCGCAUACUGAUAAAUCGUUAUCAAAUGUCUCUGACUUUGCGCGUGCUGGCCAGGAGUUGGUGACUGAAGCUGCAUGGGGAACAAUCUGGACGCGCCCCGGUCUUACACACAGGCAACGCUCACUCGUCAGUGUUUCGAUACUCUGUGCAAUGGGAAAGCAGGUCGAGUUAGGUGCGCAUAUACGAGGGGCGCUCAAUAACGGACUAACAGAAGAGGAAUUGAAAGAGGUCAUGCUACAAAUCAUGGUAUACUGUGGCGCUCCAGUCGGCAUGGAGUCGUUCAGGGUUGCAGAUGCUGCAAUUCAGAAGUGGAAAGCAGAGCAUGUAUGA